Molecule: messenger RNA, 1745 nt
Organism: Prunus mume (Japanese apricot)
Lineage: Eukaryota; Viridiplantae; Streptophyta; Magnoliopsida; Rosales; Rosaceae
Product: amino-acid permease BAT1 homolog
Biological process (GO): transmembrane transport; amino acid transport
Cellular component (GO): membrane
Molecular function (GO): transmembrane transporter activity
Source: RefSeq, a predicted model, not a curated record
UCUCUCUCUCUCUCUCUCUCUUUCUUUGUUGUAUAAAAUCCAGUUGCAUAUUUAUAAGCUGCUAAUUUAAUUUUGAGCUAAAAUGGUACACAACCAAGCAGAUGCAUCAAGAAUCCAAGAGAUGGAUUCAGGAGAAAAGCGCCUUAAUGAGCUUGGUUACAAGCAAGAACUCAGAAGAGAGAUGACUCUGUUCAAAACUCUUGCAAUAUCAUUCUCCACGAUGACACUUUUCACUGGAAUUACUCCCUUGUAUGGUUCAAGCCUUGCAUAUGCAGGUCCUGCAAGCCUUGUGUGGGGAUGGGUGGUGGUAUCAUUUUUCACCUGGUUUGUAGGAAUUGCCAUGGCAGAGAUCUGCUCCUCUUUCCCGACUACAGGUUCUCUUUACUUCUGGGCUGCCCAUUUAGCUGGCCCCAAAUGGGGUCCAUUGGCAUCAUGGUGCUGUGCUUGGCUUGAGAGCAUAGGGCUCAUUGCCGGCAUCGGUACUCAGGCGUAUGCAGGAUCACAAACACUGCAAAGUAUCAUUUUAUUGUGCACUGGAACAAAUAAGGAUGGAGGCUAUCUUGCACCAAAAUGGUUGUUCUUAUGCAUGUACAUUGGCCUCACUCUUAUAUGGGCAAUUCUCAACACAUUUGCUCUAGAAGUAAUUGCGUUUAUUGACAUAAUAUCAAUAUGGUGGCAGGUCAUUGGGGGGACGGUUAUUGUGAUAAUGCUUCCCCUUGUAGCACUGACUACACAGUCUGCAUCAUAUGUGUUCACAAAUUUCAACGUGGCCCCUGAGAGAACUGGGAUAUCAAGCAAGCCUUAUGCAGUGAUUCUAUCAUUUCUUGUUAGUCAGUAUUCAUUAUAUGGAUAUGAUGCUGCAGCACAUCUGACAGAAGAAACCAAAGGUGCAGACAAGAAUGGUCCUAUUGCUAUUCUAUCUAGCAUUGGUAUCAUAUCGGUGUUUGGGUGGGCAUACAUCUUGGCCCUUACUUUCAGCAUUCAGGAUUUUAGCUACCUAUAUGAUCCGACCAAUGAGACUGCUGGGACGUUUGUGCCAGCUCAAAUACUCUACGAUGCUUUUCAUGGGAGGUACAAUAGUUCCGCUGGAGCAAUCAUUUUACUGUUCAUCAUUUGGGGUUCAUUCUUCUUUGGCGGGCUUUCAAUUACUACUAGUGCUGCCAGAGUGGUAUAUGCUCUAUCAAGAGACAAAGGGAUUCCAUUUUCAUCGGUAUGGCAAAAAUUGCACCCAAAACACAAAGUUCCUUCCAAUGCAGUUUGGCUCUGUGCUGCCAUCAGCAUUCUCCUUGGACUUCCAAUCCUGAAAGUUAAUGUAGUCUUCACUGCAAUAACUUCCAUAUGCACAAUUGGAUGGGUAGGAGGAUAUGCAGUUCCAAUCUUUGCAAGAAUGGUAAUGGCCGAGAAGAACUUCAAACCUGGGCCAUUUUAUUUGGGGAAAGCAAGAAGGCCAAUUUGCUUUGUUGCCUUCAUGUGGAUUUGUUAUACCUGUUCAGUCUUCCUCCUUCCCACUUACUACCCAAUUAGUUGGGAUACAUUCAAUUAUGCACCUGUUGCUUUGAGUGUAGGUUUGGGUCUGAUAAUGCUUUGGUGGGUGUUGGAUGCAAGGAAAUGGUUCACAGGACCUGUUAGAAACAUUGAUACUGAUAAUGGAAAGGUAUAAACUUAUUCACAAGUUUGAAUUUCUUUCAUAAGUAGUAGGUUCAAAGCUUCCCUUCGAUGCAGCUCCUAGCAUUUUGUUUUCUUGU